UAUUUAUAGGUGUAUGUACAAUGUGUUAUUAUUGUUACUCUCAAUUCACUGAUGUAGUGCAAUUACAAACGAAUGUUCUAAUCUCAAAGUUACGGUGCUUAACUUGUAAUAGUAAUGGUAAUAAUCAGUUUGAUCAACUCUUCAAAAAGGAAACCACUGGAACUACUCACAAGUAAUUUUCUUUUUAGUGUAUUUAAAUGAUGAUUAUGAAUAAGAAUUAGAACUACAAGCAUGGAUGGUUAUAUGACGGACAUCAUUUAACGAUAAAAUAAUAUAACUUGAAAAUAUGACUAGCUCUUCACAAAAUAAGAAAAAUAAAUAUUAAGAAACAAUUUGAUUUUUAAGCUUCAGUCUUAAACCCCUGAUGUGAAACAAUGAAACAGUCAUUUCAAUCACUCAAAACGGAAGUGCAACUGUAACUCAUUUAUGAUAUUAUAGGAGGAUUUCAUUAUAUCACAAAUAGACUAAAGCUCAAAGUAUGACUAACCUGAUGUUGAAAGAUAUCGCCCUUAAUAGAUAACCUCAUUCUUCUGAAAUUGUGAAGCUUCAUAUACAAUGUGUUUAACAAUCACAAACUGGAAAAACACUAUUGUUCAUUGCUUCCUGAUUUUUGCUAAUUCUUCAAUAAACGUCAUAUCUUAAUGUAACAUUUUUAAAAUUAUUUAAACAUUAUGUUCAAAUCCAAAAAAUUACAUCAGUUUUCGAAUUAUUUUAAAUACAUAUUUUCUAACAAGUCCCAACUAGAAUCAGUCUUCCUUUCAAAGUUUCCUUUCAGUUGAACCCAAUUAACCAACACAAAUUGAUUUUCACAAGAUCAUUCUACUUUUUAAGAAACAUUUUAAUGAGAUGUAGUGAAUAGAAACUCACUGUUUAUUUGAAAAAGGUGAAUACUAAAACAAUAAAACAUAACUAAAUAAGUCUUUCAUUGUCCAAAUAUAACACAUCACCUACCACAACAAAUAUUUAUAACGUUCUUUAUAAAGAUGUUUUACUCUGGAAAAUAUGUGACUCAUUAUAUAAAAAAACUCAUAUUUUCGUAUACUUAAGUCAAUCAACCUGUAAAGACUAGGUCAAUAAAAGUUGUUUUCGUUUGUUUAUUAAUAUUUAAAUUUUCUUUGGAUGAUUUCUUCAAGAGUGUACAACUUUUCCGGAAACAGUUAGCGACAACAUGAAGUCAUAUGAGAAGACAUUCAGUCACAAAAAAGAUCAUCAGAAUUAAGUGUUUUAACACCGACUGAUGAUUAGAAAAGUUUUAUGUAACUGUAGGAUGUGAUAACGUUGUUAUUUACAAGGGCAAUGAAAGCUUUGCAAUUAGAUCAUUCAACGCAAGGAAUAUGACACAUUCUGGAUUCCACUGCUAGCCACAUUUAACAAAUUAUGUAUUUGGGAUUCUUUUUCUUUUUAUUUCUUGCUUUUAUACCCUAUAAUUUAUUCAUAAUCAACUGACACACAUGAUAAUAUUUAUACCCCGAUUUGUAGUCUAUAAUCUUGAGAUUUUCAUUUAAUAAUGUUCAUUAGCCUAUGCGACUCAUUUAAUCAGUCAGUUAGAUUGUACGAUAGGUUUAAUUAGGAACAACGAGAGCUGAAAGUUAUGUUUGAGAUGUUUUGUCGAUCCAGUAAUGAGUAUAGUGUUUUUCUAACUUGAAUAAUCGUUUAACUUUAAUUUUUACCUAGAUCUGAAAUGUUUCUAGAUGUAAAAAUUAAGUUUGAUGUAAGAUUAUUGAAAAUAACAGUCCUGUUUAAACAUUAAGAUUCAGUGAUUGAGCUUUUUAUACGAACCCACAAGGUUUCACUACAAAUCGGAAAACCUAUCUUCACUAGACGAUUGACAUCUAUACAUUUGAAUGAUAAAUAUUUUUUUGUAUGAGACAUGUAUAAGAACCCAAGUUUUUCUCUUGUCCAUAAUAAUCAACUAGGAAUAACCACAAUCCUGAGAAACAUAUACUCCCCAAGAGAUAGAAAACUAGGUUACCCAGUUCUGUAACCAAAGAUAUUAUUACUGGAAUAUUCGUGGCAUGAUUAUUAAAAUCUGACCAGCACUGUAGCUUAGAUAACUUUUUGUUAGCUAAUACUCAGUAGCCGACUAGUAUUUACAAGAGUCAUCAAUUACUUUAUCUAUCGGUAAGUUGACUUGUUAUGUUUGUGGGAAAAUUUGUAUUCAGUAAAUCAAAUUUACAGUGAUUUACAGAGAUCAGGAUUCCAUUCGGAAAUUUAUUUAUCAUAUAUUAAUUAUUGCUUAGUUGUAAAUUGAGCGUCUCUUUUCAUACGCUUCAAUUUAUCUUUCUAAAUCUAUCAUUAUUAUCGAUAUUUAUUGGAAAACAAUUUU
This is a messenger RNA of Schistosoma rodhaini, 2326 nucleotides long. The record is from the annotation of a GenBank genome assembly. NCBI's taxonomy places the organism in Eukaryota, Metazoa, Platyhelminthes, Trematoda, Strigeidida, Schistosomatidae.